UGAUUUUCGAAAAAAGGGAGUACUCAACUAUUCCAGACUUAGUUGGUGUAAGAGACAGAAAGCCGAUUACAGGGCCAUUUGUCUGGCUUCAGACGAUAAUGUAGUCUUAUAACCUAUUAGCUGUAGAGUUAGUAGUGCAUGUGUCUAAUGGCCGUGUUGCUAUCCCUGGCUGAACACAUCGUUCACCAUGACCAUGUAAAGGCGUGAAACAUUGUGACCAACCUUUCAGUUUCGUUUUCAAUGAAUAGAUAAGGUGUAACUACCCUAACCGGAAUCAAAAGAGCCCGAACCCGACAACCUAGAGAGACGUAAGAAAGAAGAAGAGUUGGCACACAACAGGUAGAAAUGGACAAAGAUACACCAAUGGAGCUGGACGCCACACCAGCAAGCAAUGGAUCCCCACUCUUACAGCAGGGCUUAUGGCAGUCAGCGACAUACCAACAGCAAGCCACUGAGGACGUGGAGAUGAGUGAUGAUGGGAACACGGACAGUCUUGCCGGCACGAGUGACCAGCAGGUCUCCACCACAGGGACACUCCUCGCCGCAGGAUCCUCCUCUGUGCUUGUAGAUAGGACAGCAACACAGGCACAGAAUCACAGCGAUGAACCCAAAAAUGCUACAUACCCUGAGGGUAUUCCCACAUAUGCAACGGCCAUAACUGAGCAACCUUUGAAAGAUACAUCAGCACCCAAUACAUCACAGCAUCUUGGACAUCAGCCCAUUGGAGAUACAUCAGCACCCUAUACAUCACAGCAUCUUGGACAUCAGCCCAGUGGAGAUACAUCAGCACCCUAUACAUCACAGCAUCUUGGACAUCAGCCCAUUGGAGAUACAUCAGCACCCUAUACAUCACACCAUCUUGGACAUCAGUACAGUGGAGAUACAUCAGCACCCUAUACAUCACAGCAUCUUGGACAUCAGCCCAUUGGAGAUACAUCAGCACCCUAUACAUCACAGCAUCUUGGACAUCAGCCCAGUGGAGAUACAUCAGCACCCUAUACAUCACAGCAUCUUGGACAUCAGCCCAGUGGAGAUACAUCAGCACCCAAUACAUCACAGCAUCUUGGACAUCAGCCCAUUGGAGAUACAGGGGGUCAGACGCAAAUGCAACAAUUCCAGGCUCCAGGACCGGCAGGAAAUCUGAUGGGGUUUCCAGGAGGAUGGCGUGAUGGGGCUAAAGGCCCGACGUCACAGCAGAAGCUCUCACGCCUGAGGUCCCAAGACCCGGAUGAAACGAAACCAUCAGAGGAUGAGAUGCUGUCUAAACCCCAGGAUGUUGCAGCAGUCAUUGUGGAAAUAGAAUGGGAAGUAAAAGAACAGCCACCAAAAUGGGAGAGAAUGGUAAAGAAGGCCCUGCAGUCAUUCUUCAACAAAGACUUGAAGGAGAUUGAACAAAGUAUUGAGGUCUCCGAUCUAUAUAUUUUGGACGCUCCAUUUUUAGCCAAGAUUAUAAUAAGCCCUUCAUCAGCCUGUGAAAUGCUGUUGAACAUGAAGUCAGCACCACUGAAUUUCAAGGAUAGAGAUGAAAAAGCCACUGUGCACUUCAGAACCACAGUGCCAGUAGAUGAGCCUCCAGUGUCAGCACCCAUACACAAAUAUGGAAGUUCUGUGCAAAAAACACAAGAGAUCCCAAUGACCGUGAGUGCUGUUGUGGAUGUCCGGAAGUUUGAAAUUCAGCUUGAGAAGAAACUCCUGUGCAUAUUUGAACAACACAAAACAGGGAGUCAUACUCUCACAGUGAAUGGGACCUUUGAAGAAGUGGAAGAAUUUUACAAGGAAUUCAACCAAGUUAUUGGACAGCCAGUAACAAGAAAUACCAACACUGUGUUUAAACACACCAACCCCAACCAGAUGGAGACCAGUAGAGAGCCUAUGAGGGUGCCACUGUUUCAGUAUUGGUACUUGAAUCAGAUGCAAAGGAAGGAAAUAGAACACAUUCAAGACAAACAUGGAGUGGCAAUCAAAGCUGAUGUGUGUGUUACGGUUGAGGAGACCAGUGGAGCCACCAGCGACUCAUGCACAGUUGCUACUAACGAAUUCAUCGACCUUUUCACAAAAUUUGCCAGUAAUAUUGUGACUGUUCCUGUACCCAGUGCGGCAUUGGAGUUGGUUCAGCGUUUGGAUACCAAACUCAUGCUUACUGCGUCUGCCCAAAGCUGCAUCCUGCUAGGGCCACCUGAUCAUGUAGCCGCAGCAGAGAGACUACUGAAUCAGCCGGCUAACAAGGAUGAUCCAAGAUCAGAGAGACCUGAGGUACAUUGGGACAAGGACCGAAACAAGAAUCCCCAUGGAGAAUCUAGAUGGAAUAGACCCAAAGCUAUUGAGAUGAACAUCAAGGACCCUCUCUCAUCCAAUGGCCUGUGCAUUAGUGAGACCCAUUGGGAGCUCAUGAAGAAUGCUUUCAAGAAGCAAAUUAAGGAUCUCAAGAAAAAAUUUGGUGUUGACUUCAAGGAAAAUAGCACCCAUGGUAAUGUAACUGUCAGCGCUCAGUCCACUGGGAUUCAAAUAGUCAAUCUGGAAGUGAAUGCCCUCAGGGCGCUGAUGUCUCUUUAUCAAAAGAUUGUCACAACAACUAUGAGCUGUCCUUUGCAAAACAUAUCUGACACCCAAACAAAGAUGGUAAAAGAGCAUCUAAGUGACAUCCGUAAACAGAACCCAUCUCUUGCUGUUGUGGAAAUUUCUGCUACCGGUGGAGCCUGGAUGAUGAUUGGCCUUCCAGAUCAUCUACGUUUUGCAGUAAAAGAAAUAGAGAAGAAGCUUGGUGGACCUGUCUUUGAUAGAAAACACAAGGACAUGCUUGGCUAUGAGCAAGAUGCUGAUUUCUUGAGACCAUAUGGCAAUGAAUCAGCAAAAGGGUAUGAACCACGAGCAGCAGCUAGUGGAUCAUCAGUGGAUGGAGCAAAAGGGUAUGAAGGAUGGGCAGCAGCUAGCGGAUCAUCGGUGGAUGGAGCAACCAGCAGUAGUGUGUAUGGAGAGAAUCAAAAACCAGGAGGAGCAGGAAGGAAGGAAACAAAAGAAUAUGAAAAGUGCAAAUGGGAGAAAGGAAAUGGUUCAACAGGAGGACCAAAUGACGAUCACAGAGCACCACCUGGAGGAAAAGAUGGAGGUGGAGAAGAAGAUAAGUGUCCCAUUUGCAUAGAUGAGUUUAACAAUGAGGUGAAGCUGUCCUGUGGGCAUUCUUUCUGUAAGGACUGCCUGAGACAAUCAGUGGAAAGUAUGGGUGCCACCUGCCCAGUGUGUAAAGACGUGUUUGGUAAAGUAGAAGGAGACCAGCCGGAUGGAACAAUGAAAAAUCGCAUUGACAGGUCCUCCGUUCCUGGGUAUGGACGAUGUGACACCAUCGUCAUUGACUAUAAUAUUCCCAGUGGGAAUCAGUCGAGCAGGCAUCCCAAGCCAGGACGGCCAUUCCAAGGUGCACAUAGAACAGCUUACCUACCAGACAACAAGGAAGGAAGGGAGAUACUUGCACUACUAAGAAGGGCAUUUGACCAGAGAUUGAUAUUUACUGUGGGCACCUCACGUACCAGUGGCCAGGAUGACUGUGUGACCUGGAACGACAUCCAUCACAAAACCUCCCAAUAUGGAGGACAACAAAGCUUUGGCUACCCAGAUGAUGGCUAUAUGAAGAGAGUGCGAGAAGAACUCAAAGCCAAAGGCAUUGAGUGAAGAAGCCUGUAAUAGUCUGACCCGAGGCUCCACAAUAACAAUGACCAAAGGCAAACUGCAAGAGUCUGUGUCUGUAUUUGCUGAAAAGAGACAUCAUUUUGUUAAGAUUACUGACAGAUUUGAUUAAUACAGUACUAUUUGCAUUGCAGUACACUAAAGAAAUGUCUAAUGUUUAAUCUGCUGAUAAUAAUCCCUACUGUCUCCUUUUAAUUUCUGGUGAUGGAGUAUCAUAUGCAAUAUAUUGGUGUAUACAAAUAAACAAUAAAUAAUGGAAAAAUCCUAAAAUUAAAAAGUAAAA
Clupea harengus (Atlantic herring) is the source of this 3964-nucleotide messenger RNA. RefSeq lists its product as uncharacterized. Gene Ontology annotation, biological process: Notch signaling pathway; protein ubiquitination. The transcript has 12 exons. The record is from RefSeq and is a predicted model, not a curated record. Lineage: Eukaryota; Metazoa; Chordata; Actinopteri; Clupeiformes; Clupeidae. Bases 346 to 3666 code for a protein of 1106 amino acids.